AUGGACGAGUAUGUGGGGCUUCCCCGCGAUCACCCAGAAAGCUACCACAGCUUCAUGUACAAACACCUCUUCUCGCAUGUCGAUAUACCCCCAAAAAACAUAAAUAUCCUAAACGGCAACGCUCCAGACCCGAUCAAAGAAUGUGCCGACUACGAGGCCAAAAUCCUGCAAGUGGGUGGCAUAGAUCUAUUCCUCGGCGGCGUCGGCGCAGACGGGCACAUCGCUUUCAACGAGCCAGGUAGCAGCCUCCGCUCGCGCACGCGUGUCAAGACACUCGCCUAUGACACCCUCUUAGCCAACUCGCGCUUUUUCAAUAAUGACAUCUCGCAAGUACCCCGCCAGGCGAUGACGGUGGGGAUCCAGACGAUCUUGGACUCACGCGAGGUGGUGAUUGUCGUGACGGGUGCGCAUAAGGCUACAGCGCUGCAGAAGGGUAUAGAGAGCGGCGUCAAUCACAUGUGGACGCUUUCAGCGCUCCAACUACAUCCCCAUCCGCUGAUUGUUGUGGAUGAGGACGCGACGUUGGAGUUGAAGGUGAAGACUGUCAAGUACUUCGUCAGCAUUGAGCAAGCCGGCACCGAUGCGCGGACCCAGGGACCGCCCUUGGUCCAUCGCACAAAGCAAUAUAGACCUCCAGUUAUGACUCCACCUCACUCCCCGGGCGCGAACGAUGCCUCAACCCCGGUCAAGGAUAGCAAGCUUACGAUUGACACAUCCGGCUUCCACCCACGAACUGCAAAUGGUGGCGGGGAAGAAGAGCUGGACGAGUUGACCCCAGAUAGCAUGUCAUCACGCCUUAAAGAUUCUUCAAUUGCGGGGCUAGAUGCGACGAUCGCGGGCGAUUUGGUUUUUGAUAGAAUGGGGUCAAGGAUUGAUGAAGUAUGA
This is a messenger RNA of Histoplasma mississippiense, 885 nucleotides long. RefSeq names its product glucosamine-6-phosphate deaminase. Bases 1 to 885 code for a protein of 294 amino acids. Gene Ontology annotation, biological process: N-acetylneuraminate catabolic process; carbohydrate metabolic process; D-glucosamine catabolic process. Gene Ontology annotation, cellular component: cytoplasm. Lineage: Eukaryota; Fungi; Ascomycota; Eurotiomycetes; Onygenales; Ajellomycetaceae. Gene Ontology annotation, molecular function: glucosamine-6-phosphate deaminase activity; identical protein binding. The transcript is spliced from 3 exons. The record is from RefSeq and is a predicted model, not a curated record.